CUUUGCCUGUAUGUUCGCGUCUGCCGCACGGCACGAACUUCUCCGUUUGUUCUUUUUCAAGUAGAAAUAAGGCUAAAUCCAAAUCGCCUGCUUUACUGUGUCUGCAUUCGGCUUUCAUCAAUAAUUUAGUCUCCUCAUUUUCUCUGCCGUUUAUUGACAUUUGCCCAUUAUUGCGUGCAAAAACUUGAAUAUGCCAAAUUUUGCAAAUUUAGGCUGUGGUUUCAAGGCCAAGGCGAAAAUCCGGUCUCUACGUUUAAAGAUGGGUGGAACCGAAAGCAAAUCGAUCAAUGGGGAUAAUAAACCAGAUGAAGAUGAGCAGUACCACACUCCCAUUGCUAACCGCAGAGUCAAGACACUGACAGAUCCCCGCUCUCCGACGGAAGAGGUUCAGCGGACUCCGGUACAGAGGGCUGUUGACGAAGACUCUGAGUUUCAAGAUCCACGAUCUCCGGCAGUUGCAAGAACUCCUGUCCCUGAUGACUCGGACCCAAGGUCACCCACUGCAGGGAGAGAACCAGGACCAUUUGUCUUUCCACAACCUUCUGAUGAUCCUAGGUCUCCAACAAAAACAGUGGCUAGAACUCCUCUUACCAAAGAUGCACCAGCAGAAUUAAGCAUCGAGACAGUCACUGUGCAUCAAUCAGAUACCAACGAAUCGUGUGAAAGUAGUACCAGCAAUAAUAACCAAGACAAUGAUGUGAUCCCAAAGUCCGCAUCCGAUAUCGAGCCCUCGGAACCGGGCAUUUUCCAGAUUGAUUCAGAAAAGGAAAACUUAGUCGGAGAAGAUUCGAGCUCUGAGGUGGUGGAGGAGACACAAAAAAGUGAACUUGUAAAGUCAAACACCCCUGAAAAUGAAAUGGAACUGACCAAUAUGAUGGAAAAGCAGACACUAGCCAAUGAGGAGACAGAAGAUCAGGACCAGGCCACUUUGGUUCUGUCCGACAGGGAAAUGAUCUUCCUAGCCGAGGCACCACCAUCAUCAUCAUCUUCCAAAGCCAAGAAACACAGCAUCCGUCGUUCCCUCAAGGAAAAGUUCACCUCCACCAGCCAACGAUCGCCCCUCUCUACCAGGAAUCUCCUCGAAGACUCCCCCGACCCCGCCCGCCGGGUGAACCUCCGCCAGCAAGGAAGCACCGCCACCCAAAGGAUGGGCGUCGCCUACCAGAAGACGGGGGUAAGGCGGACAUUGGCAAAGGGGAACCAAUACACCGUCCAGACCGUAGGGAGGUACCAGCCCGUUCCAGAUAAGGAAAACUUUUAAGUGACCCUGAUAAUACCUUCACUUUCAUCAGACAUUUAUGAUCAGAUCAAAACUCUUAUGGAAAGACACUGUUUGGAUCUGCGUCAGUGUUUAGCGUCAGGUCAGUGCUGUUAUCGAAGUCAAACAUAUUUGUAAUCCAUAAUCAUCAUUUUGAGUGACCGUUGUGGACUUGUGACUAUAUUUACCUGGAUGCAGGUUUUAUGCUAUGUAAAUAUGACUCAAGAAUAUAUGGCCUUUUUGUUAAUGUUGCUCUUCUGGAGAGCACUUUUGUGUACAAUUUUACAGCAGCUAGUUUAUACAUACAUGUAGGUACAUGUACAUGUAGCUGCUGUGAAUGUGUUACAGCCAAAUGAUCAGUUGACUACAGUUUCAUGUCACAGAGUGCCUGCAAUGAUGUUGCGAACAGAAAGCUUUUAUUGCAGACAAUUUAUUGUUGUGCUCACUAAUAAUGUACAUGAACAUGGUGUUGGAAUUUUGACGAACAAUAUCAAGAAAAGGCGAAAAAUGUUAAAUGUUCAUGUAAUGGCUUUCUUGUUGCUUUAAGUCCCUUUACUGGUACACAAUACACAUACAUCUAACUGUCAUCUACUACAAUAUGUACGUUAGUAGCUGUCACUGUCACUGUCACCGUAAGUUGUAACAAUGUCAUGCGUUAAGAAUGUCA
This is a messenger RNA of Strongylocentrotus purpuratus (purple sea urchin), 1925 nucleotides long. Its product is annotated as cell surface glycoprotein 1. The coding region runs from base 191 to 1261 and encodes 356 amino acids. The record is from RefSeq and is a predicted model, not a curated record. Lineage: Eukaryota; Metazoa; Echinodermata; Echinoidea; Camarodonta; Strongylocentrotidae. The transcript has 4 exons.